This is a messenger RNA of Camelina sativa (false flax), 334 nucleotides long. The record is from RefSeq and is a predicted model, not a curated record. Lineage: Eukaryota; Viridiplantae; Streptophyta; Magnoliopsida; Brassicales; Brassicaceae.
AUGAGGAAGACGAGCUAGAGCCAGCUUUUGUCCGAGAGACAGGACAUGGUUAUGGUCUCUAUGGUCGUCAUAAGAGUCACACUCACAUUAACAUUGAAGAAGACAACACAAACGAGGGUAGUGGCAAUGAUCAAUUUUACUACAAAAGCGACGCUUAUGGAAACCGCAAUGGUAGAUCUAAGUAAGGAUAUUGAGUUUCUUUGUUUUUUUUUGGAUAAUCUGGAAUCAAUGUUUUUAUUUUGUUGGAUAAAUAUAUUUUUUUCAUUCAAAUUUUGAAACCUUCAAGCUAUACAAAAUUCUUGAGUUUAUGUAGUUAAUUUAAGAGUUUUUUCGU